CGGAUGUCAGCAGAAUUACUUCCGCUGAAGGCGUUCCAGGCAUCAUGUCGUCAGAAGCCGGGGUGUUGCUGUCUCCGGCUUCCAUCGGUCGUAGCGAUGCUCCUGUGUUUCCAGCGGUGCCGCUGUCGGCGGACGCCGCCCCGUUCAGCCCGCAGGAGCAGCCGCGGUGGAGCAGCGCUGCGUCCGGCGCGGAGCGGCACUUCUUCCGGUGCGGAGCCAAACUGCGGACGCUGCGGGCGGACUCGGAGCAGCUGCGGGAGGAGCUCAACUCGCUGUUCGACCAGAUCAUCUCCGAAAACUACAACACCUCCGCCGACCCGAGCGUCAACAUCCGACCUGAGGAGGUGUGUGUGCUGCUCCAACACGCCAGCCGACUGGUGCCGCUGACCCAAGAGCACCUGCUGGUCAAACUGUGCCGACUCAUCCACCACCUUCUCAAUCAGCUCAAGGUCAUCAUGGACGAACAGACCCUGGAGGUGCUCUUGAACUACGUCACCAGCGCCUUGAGAGUCUGCAGCGCCUGGACGCACUCCAGCGUCCUGCUGGCUCUCUCCACCGUGGUGUACGGGAACGGACCACAGUGCCAUCGGCACCUGGGCACUUUACUGGGCGACGACGGCGUCCUGCUGCGCUACAGUGCUCCUGCUCAGUCGGACGUGGAGCUGAAGCACGUGGCGCUCAAAUGUUUGGCCAGCGUUUGCCUCAGGAUCCCUGGUCAGCCGCCGCUGGACGAUCAAUACCGAAGCAUCUGUUUCAAAGUCUUCCUGAAGACGCUGCAGUCCCCCAGAUCCCCGGACACCGACGAGCUCUUUCACUGCAUGGUGGUCCAGGCUGCUCUGAAGGGGCUGCAGUAUUGUCUCUCUGGAGGGAAAUGGAAAUUUGUGGCAGCAGACGAACUGGGAUUCCUCCUGGCUGCUCUGAAGAGGCUGAUGUUCCAGGGAUCUCCGGGGGUCAACGUGGACUGGGCUGCGGUUCUCCACCCGGUUCCUCUACCCCCGUACGAGAGUCGCUCGGCCAGCAAGUGUGUGGAGGCACCCAAACCACCUCAGGUGUCCAAGGCUGCCGCUGGACCCGGAAAACAGAAUAAGAAGAGGAAAUCCAAAGGGAAGGGGAAGAAGACGAGCAGCGAGGAGGGAGAGGAGGACGAGGGCGAGGUGGCGGCCGAAGCCCCGCACGCCGCGCUGAGGCGCCCCCCUCUCUCCCCGGCUGCACCCACCUUUUACCCCUCCUGGAAACAGAACACAUCCGACUCUGAGUUUUCAGACCCAGAAGGAGGAGCCCAGGGCAAACUGAGACUGUACCACGCUGGCAUGCGACAGGGGGCGCUGCACUGCCUGCUGGCGGUGGUGAAAGGCGUGGAGAAGCGGACGCUGUACGGCUACUGGUCCUCCUUCAUCCCCGACGCUCCCGUCGCCGGAGGGACGCCGGCGCUCAGCCUGCUCACCGUGGUGCUGAAGGACCCGUCGCCGAAGGUGCGCACGGCCGCGCUGCAGGUGCUGGCCUCCAUCCUGGAGGGCUCCCGGCAGUUUCUGGCCGUAGCCGAAGACACAGCAUCGCCGCGUGCCUCCUACACGCCCUUCUCCUUCACCCUGGCCGCCGCCGUCCGGGAACUGCACCGCUCCCUCAGCCUGGCGCUGCUGUCGGAGACCUCGCCGCAGACGCUCACUCAGGUCAUCAAGUGCCUCGCCAACCUGGUGUCCAACGCUCCCUACCACCGUCUCCGGCCGGGUCUGCUGAGCCCGCUGUGGAGGCAGAUCUGCCCCUUUGUUCGCCACCGAGAGGUCAACGUGCGAGUGUCUGCGCUGACGCUGUAUGGCGCUCUGGUCUCCACGCAAGCGCCGCUUCCUGAGGUGCAGCUCCUCCUCCAGCAGCCAGAGGGCAGCAGCGCCGCGGGCUCCUUCUCACCCCAGGACUCGGCCCUCAGCUGGAGACAGAGAAGCUCCGCAUCUCCAUCCAAGCGCACCCCGAACCCUGCGUCCCCCCACCUGUCCCGCACGCCGGGCGAAGGGGACGGCUCGUCCCCGUGGCUGUUGCGGCUCUGCGUAGCUCUGGUGACGCAACCGCGGAAGGAGUCGCCGGACAGCGAGGCGGCGGGACCAGCAGGGGGCGCCCUGGAGCCGUCGCCGGUGCGACUGGAGGCUCUGCAGGUGCUGUGUCUCCUGGUGAAGGGCUACGUGUCGCUGGUGCCCACCUGUCUGUCGGAGGUGGGGCAGAUGUGCGCGCGCUGCCUAGAGGAGAGCGACCCCUCCAUACAGCUGCACGGCGCCAAGCUGCUGGAAGAACUGGGGACGGGAAUCAUCCAGCAGUACCGAGCGGAGAGCCACACCCCCGAGAGCGUCCGGGUCCCCGUCACGCAGGUGGUCCAGUUCUGGUCCGACGUCCUGAGCGGUCCGCUGAACCGAGCCCUGCAGAACGAGCAGCACCACAUGCUGCAGAAGAGCGCCUGCGACGCGCUGUCCUCCAUCCUGCCGCAGGCCUUCGCUCAGCUGCCCGACAAGACCCAGCUGAUGUGCAUCACCAUGGUGAUGGGCCUCACCUACAGCGAGGACACGCUGGUCAAGCGCGCCGCCGUCCGCACCCUGGGCGUCUACAUCUUGUUUCCGUGCCUCAGAGAGGACGUGAUGUUCGUGGCAGACACAGCCAACACCCUCCUGGCUGCGCUGGAGGACAAGUCUCCCAACGUGCGGAGCAAGGCGGCCUGGUCGCUGGGGAACCUGACCGACGCCCUCAUCAUGAACAAGGAGAGUGUGGGCGCGGAGUUUCAGGAGGAGCUGUCCGACAUGCUGCUGCUGAAGAUGCUGCAGGCCGCCACCCGAGCUGCUGCAGACAAGGAGAAGAUCAAGAGCAAUGCCAUGCGAGCGCUGGGGAGCCUGCUGCACUUCCUGCGUGAGAGUCAGCUGACCAGACCUGCCUUCCAGCGUCCGACGGAGGACGCUGUCCAAGCGCUGGUCCAGAACGUGCAGUCGGCGGCCGUCAUGAAGACGCGCUGGAACGCCUGCUAUGCUCUGGGAAAUGCCUUCCGGAACCCGGCGCUGCCCCUGGGCUCGGCGCCCUGGUCCCACCAUGCCUUCGCCGCCCUUUGCCACGUGGUCACCUCCUGCACCAACUUCAAAGUGAGGAUCAAGUCGGCGGCCGCCCUGGCCGCGCCCGCCCGCCGCGGCUGCUACGGCGACUCGGAGAGCUUCGCCAGCAUCUGCCGCUCGCUGGCCAGAGCCUACCACAGCAGCAAGGACGCCAACGACUUCCUGGAGUACUGCUACAGCGACAGCCUGAGACACACCAUCUCACACGCGCUGCUGCAUCUGCUGGCCGUCAGCGGGCCACAGGACGCUGCCGCCCUCGCAGACCUGCUGGGCGGCGAGGAGGGCCCCGGCAUCCAGGAGCACCUGGUCAAGUACCUGAGGGCUGAGGAGGGAGGGGAGGGGCAGGAGGGCGGCGCAGGAGACACCUUCAGUCCUCAGCAGAGGCUCCAGGACGUGAGGCGGACGCUGGCGCGCCUGCAGGGGGACGCUGCGGCGCCCGACACACACGUGCUGCUGGGGUUCUUACAGCAGCUGCUGAAGGCUUGUGAGGAGCUGUGAGGA
Messenger RNA from Synchiropus splendidus (mandarinfish), 3584 nucleotides. It is a transcript of the gene heatr6, whose product is annotated as HEAT repeat containing 6. Lineage: Eukaryota; Metazoa; Chordata; Actinopteri; Syngnathiformes; Callionymidae. The transcript has 20 exons. Bases 45 to 3581 code for a protein of 1178 amino acids. The record is from RefSeq and is a predicted model, not a curated record.